CUACUUUCCUGAGCAACAGUCGAUCGCAGUCUGCAUUGUCUAUUAACCAUACACUGUUUGAAGCUUCAUCGGGAAUACAAACACCAUGCGCUCUUCAAUUCUCUUUGCUGCCACGGCUGGUACCGGCUCUUUAGCCUACACAAUUCCUGCCAACCUUCAAGCAAUCUAUAAUGCUCAUAAGGCAGGAACUUGCGCCACUCCGCUCUCGGGAACCUCUUCUUCGGGCGCUGUAUUCUGUGGAGAUAUCCCAAAUGCUAUAUUCUUGAAGGGAAGCAAUGGAAACUAUGACAAUAUGGAUGUCGACUGCGAUGGCUCCGAUGAUAAGGCUGGCGACUGCUCAAAUGACCCUACUGGAUAUGGCGAGACGGCGUUCAAAGACACUGUCCAGUCCUAUGGCAUUUCAGAUUUGAAUGCCAAUAUUCAUCCAUAUGUCGUUUUCAACGAGCCACCAUUUUUCAACCCCGAGCAGUAUGGCAUGAAGCCGUUGAGUGUAAUGGCUGUUGUUUGCAACAAUCAAGUGUGGUAUGGUAUCUGGGGCGAUACCAACACAGAGCCGACAACAGGCGAAGCAGCUAUUUCACUUGCACAGCUGUGCUUCCCUAACGAGGGUCUGAAUGGCGACUUUGGACACGGCACUAAGGAUGUACUGUACAUUGGGUUCGUUGGCGAUGAAGCCGUGCCAGGCAAGAACGGCGCCAACUGGAAAGCAACCAAUGUCUCAGCCUUUGAAUCCAGUAUCAAAGCAUUGGGUGAUUCGCUGGUUCAGAGUCUUGGGACCUCAAGCGGCGGUGGCUCUGGUGGCGGCUCUGGCGGCGGCUCUGGCACCUGCUCCUGGGAGGGCCACUGCAUCGGCGCCUCCUGCGGAUCCGAUGAUGACUGUUCGGACGACUUUGUUUGCUCCAAUGGCAAGUGCGCAUCAAACAGUGGGAGCGGAAGCGGAGGUGGCACUGCCCCCCCUCCAACCUGCUCCUGGGAGGGUCACUGCAUCGGCGCUUCUUGUGGAUCUGACGAUGACUGCUCGGAUGACUAUGUUUGCAGCAACGGCAAGUGUGCGGCGUAGGUAGGAGUUGGACGUGGCCCCGUCUAUUUGUUUCGUAGUAGUCGAGGGUAGUACAUGAAGCUCAAUUUACA
This is a messenger RNA of Trichoderma asperellum CBS 433.97, 1131 nucleotides long. RefSeq lists its product as uncharacterized. NCBI's taxonomy places the organism in Eukaryota, Fungi, Ascomycota, Sordariomycetes, Hypocreales, Hypocreaceae. Gene Ontology annotation, molecular function: chitosanase activity. The record is from RefSeq and is a predicted model, not a curated record.